Molecule: messenger RNA, 1302 nt
Organism: Cinara cedri
Lineage: Eukaryota; Metazoa; Arthropoda; Insecta; Hemiptera; Aphididae
Source: the annotation of a GenBank genome assembly
AUGCGAUUGUGUGAAGCACUGUCGUUAAAGUUUUCUGAUACCAAGGAGCAGGUGUUGAUGGGCCUAUUGUCUCGAGAAAUGGCCAACACGUUAUUGAUGGCUUCACAUGGGGAUACUGACGAAAUGUUGAGAGACAUUUCUACGGUUGAGCGUGUUAAUAAUGGACACAGGACCUAUUUCUCGAUAGACGCUGUGUAAUGGAGGACCAAACAUCCAGGUAACUGGGAGCACAGUAACAGACCCAGUGGUGGAAAAACAGUAGUACAAUCUACUCCGGUUCCAACCGACAGUCGACUUUUAACUUCGAAUGCUGACGUUCAGUACUUUAAAUUUAAGUCUUUGGGUCAUUUUCAGAAGGAAUGCACGGCAGAAAAAGAAAAUACAAUAAAGGAAAAGACAGCGAAGUGUCCCGAUUGUAGAUGGGAAAGUGGGAAGCACCACUGGAAGUGCACAGUGGUAAGUAAGGAAAACCCUUUCCACAAAGAUACCCUACUUAUUGAACCAUAUACUACAGAAACAAUGGUGGAUAAAACGAGGGAAGCCCUUCUAGUAAGUUGUCAAAAAUUAGCAACCGCCAGACCACCCAGGGUAAAUCAUAACAGACCGCGGCACAUGUUUCACAGAUUAUCUAUUUGAGGACUACUACCGGUUUGAGGGAAUUCGACACAUACUUAAUUCAACCCGACAUCCUCAAGCGAAUGCGCAGGUAGAACGUAUGAACCGUACACUAUUACCAAUGCUAGUUAUCCAGGCAUCCGACAAUGUUCACUGGGAUCAGAAAGUUCAAGAUGUGGUGAGGGAUGUGAAUUUUUCAAUUAAUAAGCAAACAAAAUAUACACCAUUUGAAUUGCUUUAUGGUUACAUACCACGGUAUCAUAGUGGAGCGUUACGUUCUUUGUUUCAACCUGAGUCUAAGUGGAAAAGCCCGAGGGAACUACAGAACAUGUUCCGAAACAAUAUUCUAAACGCUCAGUCCGAAAUAAAGAAGCGAUUUGAUCAAAAGCGUUGCGUGAAUGUCAAGAUCAUGGGGAAGUUGUCAUCAUAUUGAAGCAACCUGGGCUGGGUGAAUCAUCCAAGCUUGAACCUAAGUAUCGAGGACCCUUUCAGAUUAUUGAAGUAUUGCCGGAAGACACAUACCGUAUGGCCAAUUUAAGAAGAGAAUCUGGUUCAUUUUGUACUACUGCGCAUGUCUCCCAACUCAAGUCUGUCCAGGUUCUGACUGAGAGGUCUGAUAGAAGUAACAUUGAAGAACAGUCAAUAGAUACCCAGUUUUCAGAUGAACAAAUGCCAGAAGAAGUAUAA